Agrilus planipennis (emerald ash borer) is the source of this 628-nucleotide messenger RNA. RefSeq names its product trypsin delta-like. The record is from RefSeq and is a predicted model, not a curated record. The annotation marks the transcript as partial. NCBI's taxonomy places the organism in Eukaryota, Metazoa, Arthropoda, Insecta, Coleoptera, Buprestidae. Gene Ontology annotation, molecular function: serine-type endopeptidase activity. The transcript is spliced from 2 exons. Gene Ontology annotation, biological process: proteolysis.
AUCGGAUGUAAAUAAGGUAACUAUUCGAGCGGGAACAAGCGAACUCGGGACAGGUGGUGUGGAGAUUAAGGCUUCAGCUUUAUAUACCCAUCCUCAAUUUGAUCCUAAUGCCAUUGAUUAUGACAUAGCUUUAAUCAGACUUGCUUCACCACUUACUUUUGGCCCGAGUAUAUCUGCAAUUUCUCUUGCGAAUAGGAGAGUUCCUGACGGAACAUCGGCUGUCGUUUCCGGUUGGGGAUUUUUAGCAGGUGGUAAUAAUAAUACUAACCCAAAACAAUUACAAAAAGUUGCAAUACCAGUUGUAAGCGACAGCGAAUGUCUUGAUUUUACUGAAAGAAGGAUAUGUGCAGGAUACAGUAAUGGAAACCAAGGCCCUUGUGUAGGUGACUCUGGGGGUCCUUUGGCUGUAGGAAAUACCCUCAUCGGUAUUGUUUCGACGGGCCAAGGUUGCACUGGAAUAUCCGUUUUCUCCAACGUUGCCAAUCUUCAUAGUUGGGUAACAUCAGUGGCGGGAGUUUAAAAUACCUGUGUACGUUUUCUAAAUGGAGAAUAUAUUUUCAACAAUAAUUGUUCCUGAUCAUGUAAAUAAUCAAGUUCAUACCAAAAAUAAAAGUAACACGCUCUGAAU